Molecule: messenger RNA, 687 nt
Organism: Talaromyces proteolyticus
Lineage: Eukaryota; Fungi; Ascomycota; Eurotiomycetes; Eurotiales; Trichocomaceae
Exons: 3
Coding region: 106-687 (193 amino acids)
Source: RefSeq, a predicted model, not a curated record
CAAAUAUUUGCGUAGUAAACAUUUAAUUAUGUUAUGAAGAAUAUCUUUAGUCAACAACUCUGAAACCUUCAAUAUUAUCGGCUCUCAGAACAAUUCCAACCCAUUAUGUGGGCUCCACUCAGCAAGAAAAGACGCCGCAACAACUCAGAUGAUGAAAAUGAGCGUUACGAUGGUCAGCCAGUCUAUUCAAUUGCGUUGGGGGAUGAUGACGACUCUGAGGAAGAAGAAUUAUCAAAGCAAAGCAAAGCGACGCGUGAAUUCCCCAAGUCCCUAGCAGAGGCUCUUGACACAGCCUACGCUCGUAUAGCAAACCAACAGGCCAAGUCUAAAACUAAGGAACUAUCUUCUCAGGAUAUCCCACGUACAGUUUUUGUGGUCGUUCAUGAAUCCGUCCCGCCGUAUGGGGAUACAAAAGUUCGUGUUGUUGGGACAUUUGCUCGUGUUCAUGCAGCAAACGAGAAAGUUCUGGACGUGUUUCGAAACAAUUACCAGCAUUACUUUGUCGAAGACGUGGGUGAAGACGCCUGGGUUAGGACUCGACCUGGAAGAGAACUGAAAUUGGCAGGUGAUGGUGUUGCAUGGUCGGUAUCUAAUGACGCAACUCUACGGAUUUCCCCACGAGAUGCAGGAGGUGAUGAAGAAGGUGUAUACCAGAUUUAUACAGUGAUGCAGACAGUCCAGGUAUAA